AUAAUUGGGGCACUCACUUCUUUGCGCUUCACCGGACACAGAGAAGCCGCCAGCCCCAAGAGCAGCUCCAGGCUGGCUGUGCGCUAGAUACAGGUGCAGGCAGCAGGCAGGCUGAGCAAGGGUGCCGAGGAUGAAAGGAAGUCGGGAGACUGGGCACAACUGAAGUCCUGAGCUUCCCAUACCCUUGACUUCUCUGUGGGCUCAAGCAAGGAACAUCCCAUCUCAGGAUGAACCCUGCUUCAGGGCCAAGAGUCUCACCAAGCUCAACCCAGGAGCCCAGCUGUGUGGCCAGCCCAGCCCUACCCAGCAGAUGGGACAGCUCCCAGAACAGCCUGUCCAGCCUGGGCCAGCUUCCACCCAUCAGCCCCACGGCAGCUGGGGCUUGGGCUGCAGCCUUGGUCCCCUUCCCCACGGUUGAUGUUCCAGACCACGCCCACUAUACCCUGGGCACAGUGAUCUUGCUGGUUGGGCUCACAGGGAUGCUGGGCAACCUGACAGUCAUCUAUACCUUCUGCAGGAGCAGAGGCCUCCGGACACCUGCCAACAUGUUCGUCAUCAACCUCGCGGUCAGUGACUUCCUCAUGUCCUUCACCCAGGCCCCUGUCUUCUUCACCAGCAGUCUCUAUAAGCAGUGGCUCUUUGGGGAGACAGGCUGUGAGUUCUAUGCCUUCUGCGGGGCUCUCUUCGGCAUCUCCUCCAUGAUCACCCUGACGGCCAUCGCCUUGGAUCGCUACCUGGUGAUCACACGCCCACUGGCCACCAUCGGUGUGGCAUCCAAGAGGCGGGCAGCAUUUGUCCUGCUUGGCGUCUGGCUCUAUUCCCUGGCCUGGAGUCUGCCACCCUUCUUUGGCUGGAGUGCCUAUGUGCCCGAGGGGCUGCUGACGUCCUGUUCCUGGGACUACAUGAGCUUCACACCGUCUGUCCGCGCCUACACCAUGCUUCUCUGCUGCUUCGUGUUCUUCCUUCCCCUACUUAUCAUCAUCUACUGCUACAUCUUCAUUUUCAGGGCCAUCCGGGAGACAGGAAGGGCUCUCCAGAACUUCGGAGCCUGCAAGGAUGGCAGCGAGUCCCUGUGGCAGCGGCAGCGGCUACAAAGUGAGUGGAAGAUGGCCAAGAUCAUGCUACUAGUCAUCCUUCUCUUCGUGCUCUCCUGGGCCCCCUACUCUGCUGUGGCUCUGGUGGCCUUUGCAGGGUAUGCACAUGUCCUGACGCCCUACAUGAACUCGGUGCCAGCUGUCAUCGCCAAGGCCUCUGCCAUCCAUAACCCUAUCAUUUACGCCAUCACCCACCCCAAGUACAGGGUGGCCAUCGCCCAGCACCUGCCCUGCCUGGGGGUGCUACUGGGUGUGUCGCGCCAGCACAGUCGCCCCUACCCCAGCUACCGCUCCACCCACCGCUCCACACUGAGCAGCCAGACCUCUGAUCUCAGCUGGAUCUCCGGACGGAGGCGCCAAGAGUCCCUGGGCUCUGAGACUGAGGUGGGCUGGACAGACAUGGAGGCAGCAGCUAUGUGGGGGGCUGCCCAGCAAGUGAGUGUGCGGUCUCCCUAUGGUCAGGGCCUGGAGGACAUAGAAACCAAGGCCUCUUCCAGACCCCAAGGACAGGAAGCCAAGACUCCAGGGAAGACCAAGGGGCUGCUCCCCAGCCUGGAUCCCAGGAUGUAGGACGCCCACUGGCUCUCGCUUCCUUCUGGAACAUGUCCAGCCCCUCACAUCUCCUUCACAUACACAGACCCAGGAUUACCCUGUGAGCCUGCAGGCUUUGGAAGUAGCCCUAUCACCCGUUCUGUACGGUUUCGUGACCCCAGUGCCACAUCCCCUCCCUGCACCACAAAACUCCUGCCUGCAUUGUGCUCUGCACCCACUUCUCAGCUCAGCAGCCACACCUCAGGCUCAAUCUGAAGGGUAUGGGCCCAGGCACUCACUCUUCCAGAGUCGUCUGCCUCUCCUCAAAUGCUGUAUGCUGUGAUUGUCCAGGUGAUGACAAUGGUGAUGGCUCUGGGGGACACACCAGUUAUUUAUGAGCAAGGCAUCUCGGCCAACUUCUGCACCCAGGAAGGGCCUGUCACUGGCACGGGGAGGCCAGCCAUGUGUUUCCCACUGCCAAGAGCUGAAGCCCAGCACAGAGCUCACUUUGCUCACUGAAAACAGUUGCUCACCUCUGGGUCCUUCCCCCGGCGAACCACUCUCACUGCAGCCCACAUGCUUAUGCACAUAGGCAUCUGUAGACACACUCUCCCAUAGGUACCUAUGUGUAUGCACACCAAGCACAUGCGUGCACCCUCUGUACCUGUGGUUUGUUUCAUAUCAGUGGUCUAAGUACAUCCCCGGGCUGUGUGCCUCUGACGAAGUAUAGGAAAAUAAAAAGCAGAGGUCUUC
Molecule: messenger RNA, 2378 nt
Organism: Carlito syrichta (Philippine tarsier)
Lineage: Eukaryota; Metazoa; Chordata; Mammalia; Primates; Tarsiidae
Gene: OPN4
Product: opsin 4
Exons: 10
Coding region: 228-1664 (478 amino acids)
Biological process (GO): visual perception; G protein-coupled receptor signaling pathway
Cellular component (GO): membrane
Molecular function (GO): G protein-coupled receptor activity
Source: RefSeq, a predicted model, not a curated record